AUGAUACCUACAUCAGAGAACUGUGCCUUACCUCUGGCAGCUGUGGCGGCCGUGCUGACCUGCGUGUUGCUCCAGGAGGCCCAGGCAGGGGUUGUGGAGGACUUCGACAAUGUGGAGCGCUGUAAGGACUCUCUCUACAUGGGCACUCCACCUAGAGGCUACCUGAGCAACUCCUUAACGAAGAUCUGCCAGAGGUACGAGAAUAGACCGCACUUUGUCACCCUGUACGAUCACCAAAAACACAUUCCAAUCUAUUCCGCCUACACCUUCAAGAAGUCUGAUGGGGAGAAGAGGGUGGACUUCCCGUGGAUGUUUGAGCCCCAGCUGGCCUCAGGAAAGAGCAGCAGUAACAUGGAGCCCUUCCCCCAAUCUGUAAGCAUGCAUAUGAACUUCGAGGACACCCAGGCGGUCCUCGAGGACUACGCUGAUGUGGUUCAGUACGAACGUGGCCAGCUAAAUCCUGAUGAGCACCAGGCUGACCCUUUGGACAAAGCCUCCACCUACAGCUUGACGAAUGUGGUACCCCAGUUCAGGGAGUUCAACAUGGGUCCCUGGACGGAGCACCAGGACCUCGUCCGCAAACGUCUCAACAACUACUGCCGUGGCAAAGCCUAUGUGGUCACCGGGGUCACCACCUCCGGGCACACGAUCCGUCGCAACAACCAGGACCGCGUGGCUGUACCGGAGUACAUGUGGUCAGCCUACUGCUGCAUCAAUUUUGACCAAAAUGCACCAUACUCUGUGCGCUAUAAGUUCCCCGUGUUUGCAGCUUACGGGCUGAAUGAUCGUGUCAACAACCACAUGGUGGAAGUUCCUCUCAAGAACCUGGAGAAGUUUCUCAAGGGGAGGAUGGAUGUGGAUAAGAACUUCCAGAUUUUCUAUAGUGACUGUGUGCAAGAUAACUGAGAUAAAGUGGGUGUGAUAUCAGAUAUAAUUCAAGUUUAAAGUGUGUUCAAAAUGUACUUUUCCAAUGCGGAAAGGUUUUUGGUUUCUUGAAGCUCAAAAUGUACCUGGAACUAAUAUGUGUUGUCAAGUCAUAUUGUAUAAUGUAUGCAAUAA
Messenger RNA from Cottoperca gobio, 1059 nucleotides. Its product is annotated as endonuclease domain-containing 1 protein-like. The transcript is spliced from 2 exons. The record is from RefSeq and is a predicted model, not a curated record. Lineage: Eukaryota; Metazoa; Chordata; Actinopteri; Perciformes; Bovichtidae. Gene Ontology annotation, molecular function: metal ion binding; hydrolase activity; nucleic acid binding. Bases 1 to 906 code for a protein of 301 amino acids.